AUGUCUGAGUCGGAGUGCAACGGAAGACCCGCUGGCACUCCUGAGAUACCACGCUCAGCGGCCGAGGCUUUUGUGGAGGCCACAGGCCAGGCCCUGGCAUGGACACUUAGCAACGGGGGCUCCGAUACUCUGGGCUCUACGGGCAGCAGUGCUCAGAAGAAGCGUCUCCAACACAACAAGCAUAAAACCCAAGGCACCAAUGUUGUGCACCGGUCGCCCCGCGCCCUCUUCUGCCUCAGGCUGAACAACCCCAUCCGACGGGCUGCUAUCAGCAUCGUUGAGUGGAAACCCUUUGACAUUCUCAUCCUCAUGACCAUCUUCGCCAACUGUGUGGCCUUGGGCGUCUACAUCCCCUUCCCGGAGGAUGACUCCAAUGUCUCCAACCACAACUUGGAGCAAGUGGAAUAUGUUUUCCUCAUCAUUUUCACGGUGGAAACUUUCCUCAAGAUCCUUGCCUACGGUCUGGUCAUGCAUCCUAGUGCUUACAUUCGUAACGGCUGGAACCUUCUUGAUUUUGUUAUCGUGGUGGUGGGCCUCUUCAGCGUCAUCCUGGAGCAGUUCUCCCACAAGCCUGGGGACGCCCAUCACAUGAGUGGGAAGCCGGGAGGGUUUGAUGUCAAAGCCCUGAGAGCAUUCCGCGUCCUGCGACCUCUGCGCCUCGUUUCUGGUGUACCCAGCCUCCACAUUGUCUUGAACUCUAUCAUGAAAGCCAUGGUGCCCCUCUUGCACAUUGCGCUGCUUGUGCUUUUCGUCAUCAUCAUCUACGCCAUCAUCGGCUUGGAGCUCUUCAUCGGCCGCAUGCACAAGACCUGCUUCAUCGUUGGUUCAGGUACAGUUCAGCAGGUGCUGGGGGAGGAAGACCCAUCACCUUGUGCCUUCUCUGGGCAUGGCCGAGAAUGCGUGGUGAACAAUAGUGAGUGCCGUGGCAAGUGGGACGGACCCAACGGUGGCAUCACCAACUUUGACAACUUCUUCUUUGCCAUGUUGACUGUCUUCCAGUGCAUCACAAUGGAAGGUUGGACUGACGUGCUCUAUUGGAUGCAGGAUGCAAUGGGUCACGAGCUGCCCUGGCUUUACUUCGUCAGCCUUGUCAUCUUUGGCUCCUUCUUUGUGCUCAAUCUGGUUUUGGGUGUGCUGAGUGGAGAAUUCUCCAAGGAGCGAGAGAAAGCCAAAGCCCGGGGUGACUUCCAAAAGCUCCGGGAGAAGCAGCAGAUGGAGGAGGAUCUGAAGGGCUACCUGGACUGGAUCACGCAGGCUGAAGACAUAGAGCCCGACGACGAAGGGGACGAGGCAGACGAUAAACACGCUCGUAAGGCCUCUGCCUGCCACCCUCUUCCGGCCAGUGAAACCACCUCAGUGAAUACCGAGAAUGUUGGGGACGAAGAACACCACCAGAACAACUGCUGCGACGUGUGUUUAGGCAAGCUCUCCAAGACCAAAUUCGGCCGCCGAAUGCGACGCUUCAACCGCCUCUUCCGGAAGAAAUGUCGGCUGGCUGUCAAGUCGGUCUCUUUCUACUGGAUGGUGCUGCUCCUUGUCUUCCUGAACACCCUCACCAUUGCCUCUGAGCAUUACAGGCAGCCCGACUGGCUCACGCAAAUCCAAGCUUAUGCCAACAAAGUACUGUUGUCGCUGUUCACCAUGGAGAUGCUACUGAAGAUGUACAGCCUGGGUCUGCAGGCCUAUUUUGUCAGCUUCUUCAACCGCUUUGACUGUUUUGUGGUCUGUGGUGGGAUCCUGGAGACCGUCUUGGUAGAGUUUGAGAUCAUGCAGCCUCUUGGAAUCUCUGUGCUGCGCUGCGUCCGCCUCCUACGGAUCUUCAAGGUCACCAGGCAUUGGGCCUCGCUGAGCAACCUCGUGGCCUCCUUGUUGAACUCCAUGAAGUCCAUUGCUUCCUUGCUGCUGUUGCUGUUCCUCUUCAUCAUCAUCUUCUCCUUGCUGGGCAUGCAGCUCUUUGGGGGCAAGUUCAAUUUUGAUGAGACUCAGACCAAGCGCAGCACUUUUGACACUUUCCCUCAGGCCUUGCUCACCGUCUUCCAGAUCCUGACAGGGGAGGACUGGAAUGCAGUGAUGUAUGAUGGGAUCAUGGCCUACGGAGGCCCUUAUUUCCCUGGCAUGCUGGUUUGCGUCUAUUUCAUCAUCCUCUUCAUUUGUGGCAACUAUAUCCUACUCAAUGUCUUCUUGGCCAUUGCUGUGGACAACCUUGCAGAUGGGGACAAUAUCAAUUCCUCCAAGGGGGAGGAGCACAAGGAGAAAGAGCUGCCGGAGGAAGGGGAGCAGAGCGAUGAGAAAGAGGAGAAAAAUAUAAAGGUGGAAUGUGGUGAGGAAGAGGAAGAGGAGGAGGUAGAGGAAGGCAGCGAAGAAGCAGGUGAGGAGGAGGAGGAGGAAGAGGGAGAGGGAGAGGGAGACCAGCAGAGCUUGGCGGAGUCCCACCUGGACAAACUGGAGGAGGCCCCCAAGGAGAAAGUGUUGCCAAUUCCUGAGGGAAGCUCCUUCUUCUGUCUUAGCAAGACAAACCCGCUUCGGGUCGGGUGCCACAGGCUGAUCCAUCACCACAUCUUCACCAACCUCAUCCUCGUCUUCAUCAUCCUCAGCAGCAUCUCUCUGGCAGCCGAAGACCCUAUCCGGGCGCACUCUUUCCGCAACAACAUUCUGGGCUACUUUGACUAUGCCUUCACUUCUAUCUUCACUGUUGAGAUCCUGCUCAAGAUGACUGCCUAUGGUGCCUUCCUGCACAAGGGCUCGUUCUGCCGGAAUUGGUUCAAUCUUCUGGACCUGCUGGUGGUCAGCGUCUCCCUCAUCUCCUUUGGCAUCCACUCCAGUGCCAUCUCCGUGGUGAAGAUUUUGCGAGUGCUGAGGGUGCUCCGUCCUCUCCGAGCCAUCAACCGGGCCAAGGGGCUCAAGCACGUGGUCCAGUGCGUGUUCGUGGCCAUCCGCACCAUCGGGAACAUCAUGAUAGUCACCACCCUGCUACAGUUCAUGUUCGCUUGCAUCGGCGUCCAACUGUUCAAGGGCAAAUUCUACAGCUGCACGGAUGAGGCCAAACACACCCCAGCUGAGUGCAAGGGCACUUUCAUUGUGUACAAGGAUGGAGAUGUGGCUCACCCAAUGGUGCGCGAGCGGAUGUGGCUCAACAGUGAAUUCAACUUCGACAAUGUGCUGUCGGGCAUGAUGGCCCUCUUCACUGUCUCCACUUUUGAGGGCUGGCCAGCGCUCCUGUACAAAGCCAUUGAUGCCAAUGCAGAAAAUGAAGGGCCCAUCUACAACUACCGGGUGGAGAUCUCCAUCUUCUUCAUUGUCUACAUCAUCAUCAUCGCCUUCUUCAUGAUGAAUAUCUUUGUGGGCUUUGUCAUCAUCACCUUCCGGGCUCAAGGAGAACAGGAAUACAAGAACUGUGAGCUGGACAAGAACCAGCGGCAGUGCGUGGAAUAUGCCUUGAAGGCCCAGCCGUUACGGCGCUACAUCCCCAAGAACAAAUAUCAAUACAAAUUCUGGUACAUGGUCAACUCCACUGGUUUUGAGUACAUCAUGUUUGUGCUCAUCCUGCUCAACACCAUUGCUCUGGCUGUACAGCACUAUGAACAGUCCCAGCCCUUUAACUAUGUCAUGGACCUGCUCAACAUGGUCUUCACAGGCCUCUUCACUGUCGAGAUGCUGCUCAAGAUCAUCGCCUUCAAGCCCAAGCACUACUUCUGUGAUGCGUGGAACACCUUUGACGCUCUGAUCGUGGUUGGGAGUGUCGUGGACAUUGCUGUCACUGAAGUCAAUAAUGGAGGUCAUGUCGGAGAGAGCUCAGAGGACAGUUCCCGCAUCUCCAUCACUUUCUUCCGUCUCUUCCGCGUGAUGCGCCUGGUCAAGCUGCUCAGCAAAGGGGAGGGUAUCCGUACCCUGCUCUGGACCUUCAUCAAAUCCUUCCAGGCUUUGCCAUAUGUUGCCCUUCUCAUUGCCAUGAUCUUCUUCAUCUAUGCUGUCAUUGGCAUGCAGACCUUUGGCAAAGUGGCCAUGCAGGAUAAUACACAAAUCAAUCGCAACAACAACUUCCAGACCUUCCCGCAAGCUGUGCUGCUGCUGUUCAGGUGUGCCACGGGGGAAGCCUGGCAGGAGAUCAUGCUGGCCAGCUUGCCGGGCAAACGCUGCGACCCUGAGUCUGAUUAUGAGCCUGGGGAGGAGUUCACGUGCGGCAGCAACUUCGCCAUUGUCUAUUUCAUCAGCUUCUUCAUGCUCUGCGCCUUCCUGAUCAUUAACCUCUUCGUUGCUGUCAUCAUGGACAAUUUUGACUAUUUGACCCGAGACUGGUCCAUUCUGGGCCCCCACCAUCUUGAUGAGUUCAAGAGGAUCUGGUCAGAGUAUGAUCCGGCUGCCAAGGGGCGCAUCAAGCACCUUGACGUGGUGACCCUCCUACGCCGGAUACAGCCUCCCCUGGGCUUUGGGAAACUCUGCCCCCACCGAGUAGCCUGCAAGAGGCUGGUGGCUAUGAACAUGCCCCUCAACGCAGAUGGGACAGUCACCUUCAACGCCACCCUCUUCGCCCUGGUCCGGACGUCGCUUAAGAUCAAGACAGAAGGAGACCUGGAUGUGGCCAAUAAGGAGCUCCGUGCUGUCAUCAAAAAGAUCUGGAAACGGACCAAGCCCAAACUGCUGGACGAGGUGAUCCCCCCACCCGAAGAGGAGGAAGUCACUGUUGGGAAGUUUUAUGCCACCUUCCUGAUCCAGGAUUAUUUCCGGAAAUUCCGUAAGCGGAAAGAGAAGGGGCUGCUGGGACCGGACGGGUCCCCGAGCAACUCGACGGCCUUGCAGGCUGGGUUGAAAAGCUUGCAAGACCUGGGCCCUGAGAUCCGCCGGGCAAUGUCCUGCGACCUGGUAGAAGAAGAGGAGGAGGAAGCCGAGGAAACCGUGUGUGAGGAGGAGACAGUGACCUACAAGAGCUCGGAGGCGUUGUACGGCAGUGCCCCCGACCACCAUGUCUCCGCCCCUGCGAUGUCACCAGAUCAGGAGAACAAAACGGUGAUGAAUGGCCUUGUGGGCUCCCGGCACCCCUCAAGCGUCAGCCUCUCCCACAUGACGAACGGGCCGGCCCACUGCGAGGAGAACGGCGGAGGCAAUGACGAACCUGCUGAGCUGCCCGACCUUCCCACCCGACGCAGGACGAGCAGACGGAGCUCCGAUGGCAGCUGCAUCCCGCCCACGGUGCAAGAAGAAGCCACGCACACCGAGGAUUAUGGGGAGGACACCUCAGUUGAGCAGGGAUACUACAGCCGGGAGGAGGACUCUGAGAGCCUGGCCUCCCGCGACAGGCAACCGGCUCUGCACAACCCUCAGCCCCGCCGCCGCCACUGGGAUAACGGCUACGGCGGCUCUUUGCCUCUCCCCUCCCGGCGCGUCAACAACGGGCUCAUCAACGGGACGCUGGACGGGAGGCAAACUAAGCGGCGGCGCCUCCUGCCUCCCACGCCCACAGGCCGCAAGCCAGCCUUCAGCAUCCAGUGCCUGCAGCGACAAGGCAGCUGCGACGACAUCCCCAUUCCAGGCACCUACCACCAGAACGCGCCGCCCUGCCGAGCACGUGUGCAGGGCUACGGCAGCUACGACUCAUGGCACAGCAGCAGCCACUCCUCGACGGCUUCCUCGCAGUCAUGGGCCACUCCGCCGAAACGGGGCCGGUUGCUCUAUGCCCCGCUGAUCCUGGUGGAGGAGGAUGGGUUGCCGGGACACAGCUGGGAGAAGAACAGCAGCAGCCUACCACCCAUGUCCCGGGCCCGCUGGUACAUGAAUGAGCCAGAGAUGCCCUACCACAGCUACGGCCAUCUCCAUGUGCCCGGCCAACUCAAGCACAGCUACAAUGACAAGCGUGGCAGUGCAGACAGCCUGGUGGAGGCGGUGCUCAUCUCGGAGGGCCUCGGCCUUUACGCACGAGACCCCAAGUUUGUGGCCUUCACCAAGCGGGAGAUUGCGGACGCCUGCCACAUGACCAUUGACGAAAUGGAAAGCGCUGCCACGGACUUGCUGAGCCGCAAGCUUGUGGGUGGCGAAAGCAACCACCAAGGGGGCAGCGGUCACGCCUUGUAUAGCAGCGACGGGGAGCCCAGCGGCGUGGGGAGCCUGGGCCCCGUUUACAGCGACGAGGAGCCCUUCCGCUCCCGCGAGGAAGAGGACUUGGCCGACGAGAUGGCCUGCGUCACCUCUUAUUGA
Messenger RNA from Elgaria multicarinata webbii, 6189 nucleotides. RefSeq names its product calcium voltage-gated channel subunit alpha1 F (gene CACNA1F). Gene Ontology annotation, biological process: calcium ion import across plasma membrane. The record is from RefSeq and is a predicted model, not a curated record. NCBI's taxonomy places the organism in Eukaryota, Metazoa, Chordata, Lepidosauria, Squamata, Anguidae. Gene Ontology annotation, cellular component: membrane; voltage-gated calcium channel complex. Gene Ontology annotation, molecular function: high voltage-gated calcium channel activity. Bases 1 to 6189 code for a protein of 2062 amino acids. The transcript is spliced from 47 exons.